Molecule: messenger RNA, 1587 nt
Organism: Telopea speciosissima
Lineage: Eukaryota; Viridiplantae; Streptophyta; Magnoliopsida; Proteales; Proteaceae
Product: disease resistance protein RPM1-like
Exons: 1
Coding region: 1-1587 (528 amino acids)
Biological process (GO): defense response to other organism
Molecular function (GO): ADP binding
Source: RefSeq, a predicted model, not a curated record
AUGGCGCUGCCCGUUGUAAGCUUUCUACUUAGCAAUUUGGGCAGUUUGCUCGUUGCUGAAGCAAAACUUCUGAAAGGGGUUAGAACAGAUAUUCGUGACUUAGUGGAUGAACUCGAGAGCAUCCAACCCUUCUUGAAGGAUGCAGAUGCAAGGGGAGAGACAGACGAGGGAGUGAAAAUUUGGGGUAAGCAAGUGAGAGAUGUGGCUUAUGAAAUUGAAGAUGCAAUUGACGAAUUCAUGCUUCGCAUACAUCAACAACAAAAGCCUGGAUUUAUUGGCCAUCUUCAUAAAAUUGUUCGCGUCUCGAUGGAGUUGAAAUCAAGGCACAAAAUAGCCACUGAUGUACAAGAAAUUAAACGAAGAAUCACCAACAUUAAAGAGAGAAGUCAGAGGUAUUGCUUCAAUAGCUCAGAUCAUCAAGGGUCAUCAAGUUCUUCUGGUACCAGGCGAGCUGAAACAUCAUCAUCAUCAUCAUGGCACGAUCCUCGAAUCUCUUCCUUGUAUCUUGAGGAUUCUUGCAUUGUUGGAAUCGACAAGCCUCGAGAUCAUCUGAUCCAAUUGUUAGUACAGGAAGAGUACUCCAGAAGCUGCACAGUGAUUUCUGUUGCAGGCAUGGGUGGUCUAGGCAAGACCACACUAGUCAAGAAAGUCUAUGAUGUCCCAAAGGUGCAAGAACACUUCGAAUGUCAUGCUUGGAUCACAGUUUCGCAGUCAUUUAAACCUCAAAAUCUUUUGAAGUCAAUGAUGAAGCAAUUUUACCAAGAAGAUGAAGUUGUUCUUAGAGGACUAGAUUCCAUGGAAGAAGUUCAAUUGGUAAACAAACUGAGGGAGUAUCUACAACAGAAAAGGUAUGUAAUUGUCCUUGAUGAUGUUUGGACAAUAGAAUCAUGGAACUCUAUACAACAUGCUUUACCCAAUAAUGAUUGUGGUAGCAGGGUAGUGAUCACAACUCGCAGUAAUGAAAUAGCUUCUUAUUGCAAGAAAUCAAAUUCUAGCCAUGUCUACAAUCUUAAACCUCUACCAGACAAAGAAGCUUGGAGACUAUUUUGUAAGACAACAUUUUCAUUAUCACAGAAUGUUUGUCCUUCGGAUUUAGAGGACUUGUCUCUUAAAAUCCUGAAAAGAUGUGAAGGUUUGCCUCUUGCUAUUGUAGCUACUGGUGCUCUUUUGUCAUUGAAAGAGAAAACAAGAUUUGAAUGGCAAAAAUUGCUUGACAAUCUUGGGUCUGAGUUUGAAAACAAUCAAAUUCUAACUAGAAUGACAAAGAUUUUGUUAUUGAGUUUCAAUGAUUUGCCAUACUACUUGAAAUUUUGUUUCUUAUAUUUUGGCAUCUUCCCUGAAAAUUAUUCAAUCAAGUGUGUGAGAUUGUUUAGAUUGUGGACUGCUGAAGGAUUUGUGGGAAGGCAAAAAGGGUUGACAUUGGAAGAGGUUGCAGAAGAUUACCUCAAAGAGCUUGUUUGUAGAAAGCUAGUUCAAAUUGAAGAAACAUAUUUGGAUGGACGUAUUCGAAGUUGUCUUGAGUACAUGAUUUUCUAUGCGAAAUCAUUCUUCUCAAAUCGGAUGAAUGGAACUUUAAUAAAGUUGUAG